This is a messenger RNA of Bombus huntii, 1629 nucleotides long. RefSeq lists its product as uncharacterized. The transcript has 3 exons. The record is from RefSeq and is a predicted model, not a curated record. Gene Ontology annotation, molecular function: nucleic acid binding. Bases 1 to 1629 code for a protein of 542 amino acids. Lineage: Eukaryota; Metazoa; Arthropoda; Insecta; Hymenoptera; Apidae.
AUGCUCUGUGUUUGGUGGGCUCAAAAGGGUGUGAUCUAUUAUGAGCUGUUAAAACCUGGCGAAACCGUUAAUACCGAGCGCUACCGACAACAAAUGAUCGAUUUGAAUGAAGCUUUGCGUGAAAAACGACCAGAAUAUCAAAAAAGGCAACACAAAAUUUUAAAUAUGGAUACUGGAUCAAAGAAGGAGAUUAAUGAAAUGAUUACCAAAUCAGUCCCUGGCCCUUCAACUACAAAGAGGCCGAAAGUUUUGAAGGAAAAAGGUUGUCGCCGUAAAGAGACUAUCCCAGAAAAUGAUAUUAUCAAUACUGAUAAUACAGUAACAGAUUCAGCAGUACAUGAUAAAACAGAAAAUAAAGAUGUAAAAACUGGGGAUGUGCUGGAAACAACAAUUGACCGAACAAAAAGAAAGGCUGCAAUAAAAGCUGCAAUUAAUAUUAAAAAGCAGCAGUCAACGUCACUUGUUACAAAAUUACGAAGGCUAUCUCUUGAUGAUGACAGUAAUGUAAAUGUUUGUGUCAUAUUAAGGAAACGUGGAGGCCGACCUGAAAAAAAGGAAAGUGCUAAAAGUAGUUCAGAUGAAAAAAACACAAAAGGUCCUACAAAACAUAGUAAAACAAAAAAGAAUGUUUUAAGCGAAACAAUUUCAAAAGAAGAUGCAAUACAACCAGAAAGGAUUGAACCAUUAAAGUCUUCAAUGACAACAAGAUAUAGUAAUAUAAAGAGAACUUUUUCACGGAGUGAAAACACGAAGGGUAAAUAUUCUAAUAUUAUUGAUGUUACAGUAAUUCCAUCAGCAAGAAAUGAUAUUGAAGAUCCUUCAAUGUGCGAGGAUGCACUUGAGAAAUUUACUCCUCUUAUGAAUUCCACGAUGGACAUCAAUUCUACUUAUACGCAGAAGAUGAUGGACGCUACCGCAAUUGUAGAACCUUUAUCACCAAUAAAAUCAAACGAAACGGUAGUAAUUAAUAAAAACUUGGCUAGUAGUAUAGGAAAAAAUAAUGAACCUAAAUUUACAUCACGGUCGCCAAUAACUCUGCAGGAGGAGGUUCAGCAGCUGAAUCAAGCGAUUGGACUCACCGAGUUCGAAGAAUUAUUCGCAGAAGAUGAGCCAUCCCGUGAAAGGGAAAUGUCUAAUAGAAACAUGACGAAACAGGACAUUCAAAAUGAAAUGAAGAAAAAUGUGCCCGUAAGAAGGAGAAUCGAGGCCUUUGAAAAAGAAAAAAUUUCAGAAAAAGCCAUUGUUCAAAAACUGGCACGAAGAUCUGUCGAAAAAGCAAAAAAAAUCUUAUUAGCGAAACAAAAGAAGGAGACUCAGAUGAUGACAUCGCAGGUAACAUUACAAACAGUAUCAAAGUAUUCUUCUGUUAUAAAAACACAAGCUAUUAUUCAUUCGAUAUUUUAUCCAAAAUAUAGCUCCAAACAGCAAGGUCCACUUCUGUUUUGCACAGUAAACCUGACGACGACACAUCGGACGAUGAAGCCAGACCAAGGCGUACAAUUCCACAUUAGGCGCAAUGUAAGUGUUGUUUUACUUAAUGAGUUAAUAAACAUUAUAAUGCAUGGAGUACUCGAAUUUUUAUCAAUUUUCGCGUACAUACGCGAAAAUGAACUUGCAAUGCAACGAUAA